AUGAGUACUGCGGAGGGUUCUGUUUUGCGAGCACUUUCUACUGCGGAUAUUGUUGAGUCCGACAUUUUGGCUGAUGAAUUGCGGGUGGACCAUCAGGACGUUGUGGGUGCGAUCAAGUCGCUGGAGUCCGACGGUUAUGUGGUGAGUGAAAUAAAGACAAAGCCGAGAUGGAAGUUGACGGGCGAGGGCCUUAAGAUCUGCGAGAGCGGCAGCCCCGAGUUUCUUCUCUGGCAGCUGCUGGAGAAGGGCGAGAUGUCGCAGGAGGCCGUGGCGGAGGUGUUGGGAAAGGAGAUGAUGGCCGUGGCCAUGUCGAACGGCAUGAAGGCGAAGAUCUUUACACUAAACAAGAAAGAUGGUAAAGUUACACUGAGCCGCUCCUCCGCUGUUAAGGAGUUCCACGACAGUGUACGUCACGCACUGACACAGGCAAAGAAGGAUGAACACGUUGACCCAAAGGAUACUGAAAUGCUUAAAAAACGUAAAUUGGCAACAUUAGACAGUUUAAAGGUUUUCUGUGUGCGAAAAGGACCUAAUUACGCCUUGGAGCGCCGUGCAAAGGCUGCCGGAGAUCUAACAAAGGAGAUGUUACAAGAUGGUUCAUGGAAAACAACAGAGUUUAAGGAGUACAAUCUUGCUGCGGAAGGACGUGAGGUAAGCUGUGGUCAGUUACACCCACUACUUAAGGUUCGGCAGGAGUUCCGAGAAAUAUUUAUGGAACUUGGUUUUCAAGAGAUGGAAACAAAUCAUUGGGUGGAAUCAUCAUUCUGGAAUUUUGAUGCACUCUUUAUUGGACAAAAUCACCCUGCCCGUGAUGUGCAGGAUACUUUCUUUGUCUCUAAACCAGCAACCCAUGAGAUAAGAGAUCGUGAUGUAGUGGAUCGCGUACGCCAAAUGCAUGAAGAAAAGUUCAAAUAUACAUGGAGAGAAGAAGAAGCACAACGUAACGUUUUGCGUACACACACUACAGGUUGUUCAGGUUUUUGGCUCCAUCAAAUUGCAAAGCUUUCUCCGUUACUGCCAGAUGGACGUCGGGAAUUCCGUCCUGGCCGUUAUUACAGUAUUGAUCGUGUGUUCCGUAAUGAAGAAAUGGAUCGGACACAUUUAUGCGAAUUUCAUCAAAUUGAAGGAUGGGUUAUUGAUCGCAAUAUCUCCUUAUCGAAUAUGAUGCAUACAUUCCAAUUAUUCUUUAACCGUAUUGGAGUGGAAAAGCUGCGCUUCAAGCCUGUUUUUAACCCUUAUACGGAGCCAUCGAUGGAGAUAUUCGGUUGGCACAAACAGUUAAAGCGCUGGAUUGAGGUGGGUAACAGUGGUCUCUUUCGUCCAGAAAUGCUUGAGCCACUUGGUUUCGACGAGGAUGUUACGGUAAUGGCUUGGGGACUUUCACUCGAACGGCCCACUAUGAUAAAAUACGGUCUAUCGAGUAUUCACGAGCUCUUUGGUCAUAAGGUAGACUUACGCUUCAUCAAGAAAUCUAAGUUGUUGCGUUUCUAA
Messenger RNA from Trypanosoma theileri, 1491 nucleotides. RefSeq names its product putative phenylalanyl-tRNA synthetase alpha chain. Gene Ontology annotation, cellular component: phenylalanine-tRNA ligase complex; cytosol; cytoplasm. The record is from RefSeq and is a predicted model, not a curated record. Gene Ontology annotation, biological process: phenylalanyl-tRNA aminoacylation. Bases 1 to 1491 code for a protein of 496 amino acids. The transcript has a single exon. Gene Ontology annotation, molecular function: ATP binding; phenylalanine-tRNA ligase activity; tRNA binding. NCBI's taxonomy places the organism in Eukaryota, Euglenozoa, Kinetoplastea, Trypanosomatida, Trypanosomatidae.